AUGAUUGCAUCAAGGUUCUCAAGAGCUCUUCCUCGAGCCACUCCCCUUUCUCGCCUCUCACAGAUUCGAGCACCACGCUCCUCCAUAAUCUCACGAUAUGCCUCCACCGACGCACCCGAGACGACCGAGAAGGUCAAAGGCCAAGUCAUUGGCAUUGACUUGGGCACAACAAACUCAGCCGUCGCCAUCAUGGAAGGCAAAACCCCAAAGAUAAUAGAGAACGCUGAGGGUACCCGAACAACGCCCUCAGUCGUUGCCUUUACCGAAGGGGGCGAACGUCUAGUCGGCGUUGCCGCCAAGCGACAAGCAGUUGUCAACCCCGAAAACACCCUCUUCGCAACUAAGCGUCUCAUCGGACGAAAAUUCUCAGACCCGGAGGUUCAGCGCGACAUCAAAGAAGUGCCUUACAAGAUCGUUCAACACACGAACGGCGACGCGUGGCUAGAAGCACGUGGCGACAAAUACUCGCCUUCUCAGAUUGGUGGUAUGGUCUUGUCCAAGAUGAAGGAGACUGCCGAAGCAUAUCUCAGCAAGCCCGUCAAGAACGCCGUGGUUACAGUCCCUGCCUACUUUAACGAUAUGCAGCGACAAGCUACAAAAGACGCUGGUCAGAUUGCUGGCUUGAACGUGCUUCGGGUCGUCAACGAACCUACAGCAGCUGCGCUUGCCUACGGUCUGGAAAAGGAAGAUGAUCGCGUGAUCGCAGUCUAUGAUCUUGGUGGUGGCACCUUCGAUAUCUCAGUGCUUGAGAUCCAGAAAGGUGUUUUCGAAGUCAAGUCUACCAACGGUGAUACUCACCUGGGUGGCGAGGACUUCGAUAUCACUCUUGUCCGCCACAUCGUCCAGCAGUUCAAGAAGGAAUCGGGCCUCGAUCUAUCGAAUGACCGAAUGGCUAUCCAGCGUAUUCGUGAGGCUGCUGAGAAGGCCAAGAUUGAGCUGUCGUCGUCUAUCCAGACUGACAUCAAUCUUCCCUUCAUUACUGCAGAUGCGUCCGGGCCGAAGCACAUAAAUAUCAAGAUGACCCGCGCACAACUCGAGCAAAUGGUUGACCCUCUCAUCUCCAAGACCAUUGAGCCCGUCCGCAAGGCGUUGAAGGAUGCCAAUCUGCAAGCCAAGGACAUUCAGGAGAUCAUCCUUGUUGGUGGUAUGACUCGUAUGCCCAAGGUCACAGAGUCAGUCAAGAGCAUCUUCAACCGCGAUCCUGCGAAGUCGGUCAACCCCGAUGAAGCUGUUGCCAUUGGUGCCGCCAUCCAGGGUGCCGUCCUUGCUGGCGAGGUUAUGGACGUAUUACUGCUCGAUGUCACCCCUCUCUCGCUCGGUAUUGAGACCCUUGGCGGUGUCUUCACUCGCCUAAUCAAUCGCAACACCACCAUCCCCACCAAGAAGUCGCAAAUUUUCUCCACUGCUGCCGAUUUCCAGACUGCGGUCGAGAUCAAGGUCUACCAGGGCGAGCGAGAGCUCGUGCGCGACAACAAGCUACUCGGCAACUUCCAGCUGGUUGGGAUCCCACCUGCACACCGCGGCGUGCCUCAGAUUGAAGUUACCUUCGACAUCGACGCCGAUUCGAUUGUCCACGUCCACGCCAAGGAUAAGUCCACCAACAAGGAUCAGUCUAUCACCAUUGCCUCCGGAUCAGGUCUCUCAGAUUCUGAGAUUGAAAACAUGGUGAACGACGCCGAGAAGUAUGGUGCUCAAGAUAAGGAGCGAAAGGCCGCUAUUGAGGCCGCCAACCGUGCCGACAGUGUCCUCAAUGACACUGAGAAGGCACUCAAGGAAUUUGAAGACAAGCUCGACAAGACUGAGGCAGAUACUAUCAAGGAGAAGAUUGCUUCUCUUCGUGAAUAUGUCGCCAAGAACCAAGCAGGCGAGGGUAAUGCCACCGCUGAGGAGAUGAAGGCCAAGAUCGAUGAGCUCCAAACAUCCGCUCUCACACUCUUCGACAAGAUGCACAAGGCUCGUGAAGAGUCAUCACAAACUCCUCCCCCUGGUGGUGAUGCUGGCGCACAAGGUGGCGAGCAGAAGCCUUGA
Molecule: messenger RNA, 2028 nt
Organism: Cladophialophora yegresii CBS 114405
Lineage: Eukaryota; Fungi; Ascomycota; Eurotiomycetes; Chaetothyriales; Herpotrichiellaceae
Product: hsp70-like protein
Exons: 2
Coding region: 1-2028 (675 amino acids)
Biological process (GO): cellular response to unfolded protein; protein refolding
Cellular component (GO): mitochondrion; cytoplasm
Molecular function (GO): ATP hydrolysis activity; ATP-dependent protein folding chaperone; heat shock protein binding
Source: RefSeq, a predicted model, not a curated record